Messenger RNA from Fusarium sp. VM40, 1542 nucleotides. The record is from the annotation of a GenBank genome assembly. NCBI's taxonomy places the organism in Eukaryota, Fungi, Ascomycota, Sordariomycetes, Hypocreales, Nectriaceae.
AUGCCCUGGUCUACUCUGCCAACCGAACUCCAGCUCACUGUUCUGGAACAUCUCGCCCAGCUGGAGUUUCAAACCCGUAUAACACACAAGCCGAAUGCGCCAUACAGUAUCGGAACAUCGCUCUCAAGAUACGUCACGGUUUCUGAACAAUGGCAAGACUUUUUUGAGCCUCGAAUAAUGGACACUCUCCAUGUUACAAGAAAUGACAUGGAAACGUUCGCUCAUGUCUUUCGUAUCGAGCGAAGGAGAAAGUACUUACGCCAGAUCGCUCUAGUCAUAAGACUGCCUGAUGAUUUUCCUCCUUUCAGAAUGAGGGAGGAGUGGGAGGAAAGUUUUAUUAUAGACGUGCUGCUUGAGGCGGAUCUAAUUGACCUGGUAAAUAGAUUCGGGUUGCCUCCUGGUUCAAGAGAGGUGAAAAACAACGUUGCUCUGCUGGAGACAAUAUACGACCUUUUUGUCCAGCUGAGCACAUGGAACAUGGAACAUGUCCGAAGUGGAGGUAUUGGGCUAGAGUUACUCGCAGACUCCAAGAAUUCGUGGCAGGUUAUCGCUCCACAGCUUACAGCCUUUCAACGCGCGAUCGACUUUGACGGACACAGCAUCGGAACGGCUGAACAGCAGUGGCUCAUCGAAUUCGCACUGGACAACUUUAAUAUGUACCUCGGCUUCGAGGUUGAAGGAUACCAAGGACCCGCGCUGGAAUUGCCCACGGUUGAUGUUGUCACGAGUCUCUCCAUCAUGCGAAGAAGCAGGCGUCGCUUUGAUGGCGUCGUGGUUUUGGAGCUGAUGGAAAGACUCCCUGCUCUCAAGCAUCUUGUCUGGGAGAUGGAACCGAUGCGGCCGCAGUCGCGAGAGAAAUUGUUGCAAUAUCAUCUGUCGGAUGCCGUUGUGAGAUGGCCUCGCCAUGUGGACAGCAUCCAAAUUGUCCUUUUGCAGCAUCAUAUUGAGUACCCGAGGUUGGAUCCUGAUUCUAAAAUGAUUCAACGACUCCCUCUGAUCUUGGCGGAUCAAGCACAAUUCCUCCGACAUAUUUACAUAAAUUUUCCCAUCGAUGCAUCCCAUUUCUUCAAGAGAGUUGUCAAGGGCAUUUAUCCCACCCUUCAGACCCUCACGAUCUGGUCAACACAGCGGAUAGUCGAGAGAACACCAUCGACGAGUCACUACUUACUCAGGCUAGUGAUCAGGGCAUUGCUCCGAAUGUCCAAUAUGCAGUUCCUUACUGUAUAUAAUAUGAAAUCUUCGGAUGCAGGACUCUUCAACUACGACGCUUCAGGCAAUCUUUCCGGCCAUGGGUCUUUUUACCGGCUAUGCAGUAGCUGGGGCUGGGAGAUGAGCGACGAAAUGGAUGAGUUCUUGUCGGCUUCUGUGCUCCAGAAAGAAAACCGUGGCGCUUCAUCGAAGGUUGAAGAAUUGUCGACGAAGGAAGUCAAGAGCUUGAUUUCAGCCGUAUUGAAAAAGUCGGAGGCUAUGGGUCGGGUUAAUCAGGGCGUCGGGAUUUCAAAAUGUGUUGUCGAGAGUAUGAAGGGAUUGUUUGUGUCAUGA